ACCUCAUUCUAAUAAUCACCAGAUAAGCAUCAAAUAAUAAACAUGUAGAAAGCCCUUCACCAAGUGAUGUUUCCAAUCUUCACGGUGAAAUUAUCUCAAAAAAACAGCCUUAACAUCUAUAAUCAUGGAUUCUACUCCUCACACUAACGCCCUACAGCGACCAUGUCAACAAUCCUAUCUAGACACAGCAGCAGAAAGUACAGCAGAUACCAAGCCGACGAAGACGACCUUUUCUGACCUUCCGGCCGAGCUGCGGGAGAUGAUUUGGAAAUAUGCACUGCCAGACUCUCGCGUCUUCAACGUAUUAAUCAACACCUCUGCCUGUUUGAAGAUGGAUUUAGUAGAGCGCGGUAGCUUACGAAUACCGAUUGCUCACGUCUGUUUCGAGUCGCGUCAGGUUGUCUUAAAGGCUGGGUACAUAUUGGCUUUUGGCGAUAAAUACGAGCCCGAUGACCCGGGUGUAUUUUUCAGACCUGGAAAAGACACCAUCAAUAGGAAGCUUGGGGACCGGAAGGAGGACUUUUGGGGUCCGAGCCGUUACCCUUCUUACGGAUUUUUGUGCUAGUGACGAGCGAAAGAAUUCGAUAUAUUUAUUACUAAGCACAGCCAUGAAUAUUUCAUGAGUCGCAGGACUUCUGAUUACAAAUAUGCCUCCGCUUUAUGAAUAUUUUUACCGGCGACUUGCACAGAAGCACCGCCCUUUCCUUCUACUUGAAGCUCGAGCUUCUCGUUAGGCCAUAGUGUAACGUAAUUAUCCGACCAAAACACAGGCAAAACGUCGUUACCUUCCUUGUCGACAAGGUUAAGUGUGACGAAGAAUGCGGGAACAUCCGAAUGGUUCUCAACCACAACUACUUGUCCCAAUUUUGAGCUAUCUCUCUUUGCAGGCGUCGCUAAUGUUAUUGAGACGUCUGCAAUCG
Molecule: messenger RNA, 920 nt
Organism: Annulohypoxylon maeteangense
Lineage: Eukaryota; Fungi; Ascomycota; Sordariomycetes; Xylariales; Hypoxylaceae
Exons: 1
Coding region: 125-565 (146 amino acids)
Source: RefSeq, a predicted model, not a curated record